ACUAAUUUGUCAAUACAGAUUUGUUUAUUUACGUUGUGUGAACGUACAUCUGAGCAGAAUAGUUUUACUUUUGUAUGAUUCAAAAUUAUUCCAAGGACAGCCUCUAAAUUCUCAUAUUUAAGUUGUGCUUCAGUACUGUAGGAAGCUACGAUGUUGCGGACUCAUUUAAAACGUGGAACGGAAAAAUGGUUGCACUUGACAAACCUUCGUUGCAGAUCCAAGUCUGCUGCCGGAAAACAAUGCUGGAAAUGUAGCAGUUCAGAUAUUAACAAUACGUUUUUUUGUGCUUCGUGCGGUGUGUUACGCGAGUCGGCUGAAAAAGAAGACUACUUCGAACUAUUGAAACUGAAGAAAGAGUUCAACAUAGACACUUUGAAACUCGUACAGAACUAUCGCCAUAUCCAAAGUAUGAUACAUCCAGACAAGUUUGCUCAGAAAUCAGAGCAUGAAAAGGCAAUUGCAUUAGAAUGGAGCUCUUUAGUUAACAAAGCGUACAAAACACUUUCCAAGUCCAUUGAGAGGGGCAAAUAUUUACUAACGCUUAAUGGAGUAACUAUAUCUGAAGACAAUACAUCACUUGAUAAAGAAUUUCUCUUAGCAAUGAUGGAUUUAAAUGAAUCAGUGGAGGAUGCAGAAACUGCCGAUGAACUAAAAAAUAUAGCUUCAAAUGUAUCUGUAAAUAUUGAACAUCUGAAUUCAAAGCUAGUCCAACACUUUAAAGCCAAUGAUUUGGAUGGCGCUAAGGAAGCUAUCAUACGUUUAAAAUAUAUGAACAACAUUGAAAGGACCGUAAAAGAAAAGCUUUUACAUCUUAAUCUAAAGCAGUAAACAUCUAUUAUAAUAUGCAACGUGUAACUACGAUACACGUCAUGCUCAAUUGUGUGUUGGAUGGAAUAAACCACUUUAAUAUUUGUUGCAA
Molecule: messenger RNA, 919 nt
Organism: Anopheles arabiensis
Lineage: Eukaryota; Metazoa; Arthropoda; Insecta; Diptera; Culicidae
Gene: Hsc20
Product: iron-sulfur cluster co-chaperone protein HscB
Exons: 2
Coding region: 151-828 (225 amino acids)
Biological process (GO): protein complex oligomerization; [2Fe-2S] cluster assembly
Cellular component (GO): mitochondrion
Molecular function (GO): protein-folding chaperone binding; ATPase activator activity
Source: RefSeq, a predicted model, not a curated record